UUUGAGUGAAUCAUAGAAAUUCAGUACAGUUUUAUUUGCUUUAAAUUCAUAUUCAAACGUUUAAAAAAGUUAUAACUUUCAAGUAAUUAAUAAUGCCGUACGCACGUAAGAAAAUGCACGAUGGUGAUACACAUUUGCGCCGUCGAUGGAGACUUCGGAACCGCAAAAAGGAUUUAGACGAAAUUGAUGCCGAUCUAAAAAAGAACUCAGAGCAGCUAUUGAAUCAGGAAGUGGAUCUUGACAAGCCAGGCUUUGCACAGUUUUAUUGUAUUCAUUGUGCCACUUACUACAUUAAUGAUCGAGCUCUACAAGAUCAUUUCCGGACCAAAGUUCACAAGCGGCGUCUAAAGGCUUUGGAAGCAGAACCGUACACAUUGGAGGAUUCAUUGCGAGCUGCAGGUCAAGGAAGUUUCGUUCAGCCUAAGAAGCGCAAAAUUGAAACACAACCAUCAAAACAGGAACAAGCCUGCGGUAAACGGGUCAAACUGGAGGAAUUGAUCGAAGUAGAAAAAGCGCCCAAGCAAAACUUAUCGAAAGCACCCAAAUAUGAUGGUCAAUUUAAAAAUAUUAUGGAAGGCUUGAUGUCUUCGUCGUCAUAAAAAUAUAGCUGUUUAAAUUAUUUUAAAGUUCUGUAUAUUACAAAACAAUUGCAAACACAAUGGAAGGAAACGUAUUUCAUUUACACUGCUAAGCUCUGCUCGAUUUCGAUUGAUUAGUUAUGUUAUUUUUGGAUGAAUUUCUAAUUGUAUACCACUAAGCGAAACAGUACGAAACAAUCCCAUCUUAAACAAUCAUUAUAUGUCGUAUUUAAAUCAGCUAAAGUUUUUCCA
Messenger RNA from Sabethes cyaneus, 830 nucleotides. RefSeq names its product zinc finger protein 593 homolog. The transcript has a single exon. Lineage: Eukaryota; Metazoa; Arthropoda; Insecta; Diptera; Culicidae. The record is from RefSeq and is a predicted model, not a curated record. Bases 93 to 599 code for a protein of 168 amino acids. Gene Ontology annotation, molecular function: zinc ion binding; nucleic acid binding.